Penicilliopsis zonata CBS 506.65 is the source of this 1581-nucleotide messenger RNA. RefSeq lists its product as hypothetical. Gene Ontology annotation, cellular component: membrane. The transcript is spliced from 5 exons. The coding region runs from base 1 to 1581 and encodes 526 amino acids. NCBI's taxonomy places the organism in Eukaryota, Fungi, Ascomycota, Eurotiomycetes, Eurotiales, Aspergillaceae. Gene Ontology annotation, molecular function: carbohydrate:proton symporter activity. The record is from RefSeq and is a predicted model, not a curated record. Gene Ontology annotation, biological process: carbohydrate transport; transmembrane transport.
AUGGAUCUGGAAAAAGUCGAGCGGCAACACGUCGAGGCUCUCGACGGGGCCGGUGUGUCAGCCAAAGAUGAGAAGAUGAAUCUCGAUGAGAUCGAGGAGUUUCUGCGGGCAGAAAAGGAAAUGCCACUAUGGGAAGCCGUCAAGAACCAUAAGAGAAUUCUCCUUAUCUCGCUGGUCUCCUUCCUCUGCGGUAUGACCUACGGAUACGAUACGAUCGCCAAUGGAACCACAGUUGCGAUGCCCAGUUUCUUGCUGAGCUUUGGGGCCUACGACGCAGAAACCGAAUCCUGGUACGCCCCGUCGGUGUGGACCUCAUUGUGGACAUCUAUGUCAAAUUUGGGCCAGGCAGUUGGCGCGUUUUUGGUCGGCCCCUUGGCCGAACGGAUCGGUCGUAAAUAUGCGAUUGUCGUGUUCUCCAUCAUCUCGUUUGCUGGAGUCGCCCUUCAGUUCACUGCGACAAGUCGUGCACAGCUCCUGGGCGGCAAGAUCAUCAAUGGUCUCACGAUCGGUGCGCUGUUGGCUGUGGGAACCACCUAUGCCUCCGACAUUGCCCCGACCCGUCUCCGAGGCUUGAUCCUUCAGGGCCUGGUGUUCUUCUCCGUCGCGAUGCAAGGUACCAGCAUGGGCAUCAUUCGAGCUUUUGUGCCCAGUCUGCAACCGAGUGCAUGGAAGACCGUCUUCGCUAUUCAAUGGGCGGUCGGCGGGCUCCCUCUGUUGGCCAUUUUUGUUCCCGAAUCACCAGUUUGGCUUCUCUCCAAGGGCAGAGAUGAAGAUGCGCGCAAAUCCCUCCGCCAGCUCUACGGCCCGAACAAGGACUGCGAUAUCCGCUACCGAGCUCUGGUUCACACCCUGGCAGAAGAGAAGGCUGCCCGGUCUGGGGAUCAAGGCUCCUACAUGGAAUGCUUCCAAGGCCCCAACCUCAAACGCACCCUGACCGCGUCUUUCCUGAUGAUGACAAGUAAUGCCGUCGGGUCCGGGUUUCUAUCCCAGAACGUCUACUUCCUGCUGACGGUCGGCCUGUCGGCAGUCGACUCCUUCGACAUCGGCAUUGGUGGCUUCUUCCUCGGAUGUAUCGCGAUUGCCCUGGGCUGGGUAUACAAUGAUGCGAUCGGUCGCCGCCGGCUGUUCCUGAUCGGUGUUGCGGGUAACGCCUUGAUGAUGGUGGUCGUUGGAGGGCUAGGGUUUGCCACAAGCAAGGGCAGUCUCUGGGCCAUCGCAAUCAUCAUGAACCUCCUCAUCUCCUGGCAGGUAUAUUCGAUCGUCAGCAUCUCCUGGACUCUCGCCCCGGAGAUCUCCUCGUAUCGUCUGCGCCAGCAGACCCAGUCGAUAAGUUACCUCGUACAAGCCAUCUCGUCGUGGUUCUUCCAGUUCAUCGUCCCGUACCUUUAUAACACCGGAUCCGGCGAUCUGGGCGCCAAAACGGGCUUCGUGUUUGCAGGGUUAUCAGCUAUCUGUCUCGUUGUUGCUUUCUUCGUUGUUCCUGAGACGACGGGUCUCAGCGUCGAUGAUAUCGACGCUCUGUACGAGAAGGGGGUGUCGCCGCGGAACUUUAUCAAAUAUCGUGCUCAGGAGGAGCACUAA